Molecule: messenger RNA, 972 nt
Organism: Megalops cyprinoides (Indo-Pacific tarpon)
Lineage: Eukaryota; Metazoa; Chordata; Actinopteri; Elopiformes; Megalopidae
Gene: plcxd2
Product: phosphatidylinositol-specific phospholipase C, X domain containing 2
Exons: 4
Coding region: 1-972 (323 amino acids)
Biological process (GO): lipid metabolic process
Molecular function (GO): phosphoric diester hydrolase activity
Source: RefSeq, a predicted model, not a curated record
AUGAAGGUGGGCGUUGAACGCGGCGGCGGCGGCGGCGCGAACGCGGACUGGAUGGGCGCGCUCAGCCCGGCGCUCACCUGUAUGCCUCUGAAGUAUCUGGCGGUGCCAGGGUCACAUGACUCGUUCAGCUUCUGGGUGGACGUGAAGGCUCCGGUGGGGCCUGACCAGAUGGCCCUGGUGAAGCACCUGGCGCAGGUGUUCCGUCUGCUGGCCAAGAAGGUGAUGAGGAAGUGGUCCAUGACCCAGAACCUGACCUUCCCGGAGCAGCUGGAGGGAGGCAUUCGAUACUUCGACCUGCGGGUGUCGUCUAAGCCAGGCGAGCCGGGCCACGAGAUCUACUUCAUUCACGGCCUCUUCGGGCACCGGGUGCGAGACGGGCUCAGCGACAUCAACAGCUUCCUGGAGGCCCACCCGCAGGAGGUGGUGUUCCUGGACUUCAACCAUCACUACGCCAUGAGCGCCGAGCACCACCGCUACCUCAUCGCCCUGCUACAGCAGGUGUUCGGCAGCAAGCUGUGCAAGCCCCACCCUGUGGAGGACGUCACGCUUGACUUCCUGUGGGAGAGGAAGUACCAGGUGCUGGUGUUCUACCACCACCCCUCGGCUGAGGAGUGCCCCCUCCUGUGGCCGGGCAGUCGGAUCCCGGCGCCCUGGGCCAACACCACAGACCCCAGCAAGCUGAUCCAGUUCCUGGAGACCACGCUGCAGGAACGGGCCGAACAUGGUGCUUUCCACGUGUCCCAGGCCAUCCUCACCCCCCGGGUCAGAACCGUCGCCCGCGGGCUCGUCAAGGGCCUCCGCAACCACCUGGUGGAGAGGAACCUGCCCACCAUCAUGACCUGGGUGGAGGCCCAGAAGCCAGGGGUCGACGGGGUCAACAUCAUCACCUCCGACUUCGUGGACCUAGUGGACUUCGCCAGCACCGUCAUUAAGCUCAACAACCUGCUGCUUCCGGACCGAGCGGUCAGGUGA